AAAGGAAAAAAAAAAAGAAAAAAGAAUCAAUCUACUCUUGACCGAGAUUUCAGGAUGAUAAUCUUCAUUCAAUGCAACCUUACAAUUCAUAGCUGACAUCCCAGCUGAAAAACUCAUAACAAAAGUGACUAACUAAACUCACAUUCAUGGCUGGUUUAUCCAUGGCUGAAUCAGGUGGUGGCCGAGACUUGCCUUCCAAGCUUACAUGGCAGGUCUUCAUUUGCUGCAUCAUUGCAGCCUCCGGUGGUCUCAUGUUUGGUUAUGAUAUUGGCAUUUCCGGAGGAGUGACGUCAAUGGAUGAUUUCUUGGAGAAGUUCUUUCCGGCUGUUUAUCUCAAGAAGCACGAGGCAAGAGAGGAUAACUACUGCAAAUAUGAUAACCAAUUUCUUCAGCUCUUUACAUCUUCACUCUACCUUGCAGCUAUUGUUUCUAGUUUUAUAGCCUCUUUCUUUUGCAAGAAAUUCGGCCGAAAACCCACUAUUCAAGCCGCUUCCAUCUUCUUUCUUGCUGGAGCCGUUUUAAACGCUGUUUCAGUGAAACUUGGCAUGCUGAUUGCUGGAAGGAUUUGUCUAGGUGUUGGAGUUGGAUUUGGCAACCAGGCGGUGCCUUUGUUCAUAUCAGAAAUCGCACCAGCAAAAUAUAGAGGAGGCCUCAACAUUUGUUUUCAGUUUCUAAUCACAAUAGGCAUUCUGAUAGCAAAUCUGAUCAAUUAUGCUACUUCAAAAGUGCAUCCUUAUGGCUGGAGAAUUUCCCUAGGGUGCGCUGCAGUGCCUGCUAUAAUUCUCGCCAUUGGAUCUCUUGUAAUCGUGGAAACCCCCGCGAGCCUUUUAGAGCGGGGAAAGAAUGAAGAAGCUCUGCGUGUUUUAAGGAAGAUUAGAGGCGUUGACAAUGUAGACAAAGAAUAUGCAGAGAUUUUGAAUGCUAUUGAAUUGGCCAAACAAGUCAAACACCCUUUCAGAAAUCUCAUGAGUCGGUCUAAUAGGCCUCAACUUAUUUGCGGCACAGUUCUUCAAUUCUUCCAGCAGUUCACUGGAAUCAAUGUUGUGAUGUUCUAUGCCCCAGUGCUGUUUCAGACUAUGGGUUAUGGCAGUGAUGGGUCACUGCUAUCAGCUGUAGUCACUGACUUGGUCAACGCAGUAUCCACGUUGGUUGCAGUGUUUCUUGUUGAUAUUAUUGGAAGAAGGGUAUUGCUCAUAGAAGCUUGUCUUCAGAUGCUUGUUGCCCAGUCCAUAAUGGGAAGGAUUCUUGCUGUGCAUUUGAAAUCUGCCAAUAUCAUGCCGAAAGCUUCCGCAAAGCUUGUGGUCAUCUUGGUUUGUGUAUUUGUGUCUGGUUUCGCGUGGUCAUGGGGUCCUUUGGGCUGGUUGAUUCCCAGUGAAAUCUUCCCUCUGGAAACAAGAAGUGCUGGUUUCUUCUUCGCUGUUAGCAUGAACAUGUUUUGUACCUUCCUCGUUGCUCAAGCAUUCCUCACCAUGCUAUGCCACAUGCGAUCUGGGAUUUUCUUCUUCUUCGCUGCCUGGAUUGUUGUCAUGGGUAUUUUUGCUAUUUUCUUUCUUCCUGAGACGAAGGGGAUCCCAAUUGACGAAAUGAAUGAAAGGGUAUGGAAGAAGCAUUGGUUCUGGAAGAGGUACCAUAAGGAUUCUUAUAUUAACAAGAGAAGCCAGGAAAUUCAAGAUAAAUCAGAGGAAGAAUCACUAGAAUAAAAUGCGUUGUUUAAAUUAAUCGUUAUAUUUUCAUCAUUUUCCUUUGAUCUUGUUCUCUUUUUUAGGACAAUUAAUAAGUUUAUUGGUUUCC
Populus euphratica (Euphrates poplar) is the source of this 1791-nucleotide messenger RNA. RefSeq names its product sugar transport protein 8-like. Gene Ontology annotation, molecular function: monosaccharide transmembrane transporter activity. The transcript is spliced from 4 exons. Bases 147 to 1700 code for a protein of 517 amino acids. Gene Ontology annotation, biological process: monosaccharide transmembrane transport. The record is from RefSeq and is a predicted model, not a curated record. Lineage: Eukaryota; Viridiplantae; Streptophyta; Magnoliopsida; Malpighiales; Salicaceae. Gene Ontology annotation, cellular component: membrane.